CUCGGUUGUUCGCGGGAGCACAUUGUUCUAUUUGGUGGCGCUCGCGUUCAAGAAGUUGUCGUGAUCAGUUUUUGGUGCGGAAAGUGUGUGCGCCUCAGACCUGCGGAGGAGGUGCUGAAUUGUGUGUGUGUUUUUUUUCCUCUUUCCAUUUCGGUGGUGGAACGUCAGCUUCUAAGGGCGAUAUGAAUCAAGUGCACCCGUUCUGCGAUUAAAUUGCGGAUCAGAUCGAUCACGGUUUAGUAAAUGGAAUUCCUUCGUUUGUAGGUCAAAAAAUGGAAAGGUUUGUGAUGCUGGAAAGUUCUGUUGACGUAUGUCGAAAAGUUGAAGUCUGACGUUGAAAUACUUCAAAGUGUGAGUUGCUUUGAACGGCCGUCCUGUGGCAGUAGUUAGACAAGUGAUUGGUAAUACCGAGAUUGUUUGGAUUAACUGAUAAACGCAGAUCGAGACAAGUUUUAAACAGCACCCGAACGUGACAAAUCGCACGACUGCCAACACUGGCAUGAUACCGCAGCUGAAUGUCGUCCAUCAGUCGCUCGAGUGCCACUGGAACGGAUCGUGCUUGCAGUUCAACAUUAUUGUUCGGUCAGAGCCGUGACGCACAGCAUAAGUCUCCGUCCGCGUGCCUGGACCUGUGUGUCGCGCCUAACGGACAUCCAAUCGCGUUUUACCGCCAAUGAUUCUCUGGACGGUCAAAGUUUGACCGUUUGUCGGUUGGUUGUUGUCUCGAUGCCCGAUGCAUUAAUUGAGCUAGCCAGUGCCAUAGGAAAUCGUCUGUACGUUGAGUGAUUGGAAAUGGUUCCGGGGAUCCUAAGUGGAAGAUAAAACAAAUGGAAUACAACGCGCCUCAGUUUUAAUUCGAGUGCUUUGUGAAGUUGUUUACUGCCGGGCCAACGAUCCGACGAGUAUCGGAUCGCGCAAUAGUUGGAUUGGGCCGGUGAGUUUACUUACGUUCGAAGGAAAGUGAAAACAGAACGAGCCCAAAAACGGUGCUACCAAUAUCCGAGUUUCACAGUGCAGUUGACGGAAAGUUCAAAAUAGAUCGCCAUAAAUUGAAGAUUAACGUCAUCUAAUCUCCGGUUUUAAAGGGGGCUCAACUUCGCCUAAUACACAGGGAAUUAGUUUGUGGUCAAAGUGGUUAGUUCAGUCGAAAGUGACAGUGCAUCAUUCCUGGUUGGUGUUCGAAUGUGAAAAAAAAAAUCAAUGGCCUCAGUUGGAUGUUAGUGUUUUGUGACCGUAGUGAAAGCCACCAUCAAAAAUGGAAGCGGAUGUUCUGAAUGCGUUGAAUACCCAAACGGCGUACCUUCCGGGUGGACGCGAUCGCGAUGGCCAUCCGUUGAUCGUCAUCCCGGUUCCGUUCUACGAUAAUCUGCCAUGGAUGAAGGGUUUUCUGGAGACUACUGUGAAAUAUAUACUUUCCACCUUGAGCUCCGAAACCGUGGCCUCCGGCUUCAUCGUCAUUCUGGACGCUCAGAAGUGCUCCUGGCGAUCGGCUCGGCAGUACAUUCGACACGCUCAAACGCUGCUGGAACCGAACCUGGACAGCUUCCUGGUGAUACGGCCGGAUGCAUUUUGGGAGAAAAAUCGGGUGGAGAAUUGCACCCGGCAGCACCGUCAGGGCGAGCCGAUCGUAAUCUCCAAAUCACGUCUCGUCAAGUACUUUGAGCUAAGCGAGCUACCCGAGGAACUGGGCGGCACCGGGAGCUACAACCACGAUCACUGGAUACAGAACCGGCUGCGCAUCGAGGAAUUCCGAAAAUCCUACGAUAAAGCGAUCGGUGACCUAGAAAACCUGCAUCGGCUGCUGCUGGACAACCGGACGGUGCGGGCAAGCGAGUCGGAAGCGGCUCUCAAAUCCUGUCGGCAGCUCAACCAAGACGUGCAGAAAUUUCUCGUCUUCGUCAUGGACGGCGGCAACAAGCUGAUCGCUCACAUCGGAGAACUUGAAAGUGCCAAACCAUUCAUCUCGCAGGACCUGCUGGACAGUCGGGACUCGGUCCAGCAAAUGCUGAACACCAUCGACCGGAAGCAGUCCACGCUGAACGUGGCACUGCACGAACUGGAGCGGAACGUGGAAGAGCUACGGGAGCUGGCAACCCUGGAGGAAGGUGUGGCGUAUGUCACCAACUGGAUUCUUACCACGGCGGAGGCGAUGCUGAAUGGCCAACUGAAGGUGGGCUACGAUGUGACGACCACCGAAAAACUUCGCCUCGAGCACGAGAUAUUGGAACUGCAGUGCUGGAAAAGUUACGGUUUCUACGCGGAGCUGAUCUACAAGAUCGACAACUUUCCAAAGAUGAAGGAUUCCGCGUCCUACAAGGAUCUGCUAUCCCAGCGCGAGUGGAUGGAUUUCGUUUGCCGAAGUUUUGCCCAACGGUUGGAACGACGCAGGAAUGUUUUGAUCACUUCGGUGCGAUUCUACCGGCUGGUGGCGGAGUACUUCGACAGGACCAGCGAAGUGUUUCAAUCGUUGAUCAUGGGAGACAAGGUAGAGGAUUUCGACUUGGCUAAUUCGAAACUGCAGAAAUUGACGGAUAGUCAACAAACUUUGGAUACUGUCGAGAAAGAAAUCAUCAAAGAGGGUGAAAAGCUGAGCGACAUCCUCUCGAUGCCAGUGAAGGACGCUGUCGGACGGGAAGUGAACGUAGAUUACAGUGAGGACAUUGCCAACGUAAGAGAUAUUCUCGACGCAACGAUUUCCCGUUCUCGCAUAUUCGUGGAGAGUGUUGAACUUCAGAAGCUCACCCUGGAUCAGAUAACUCACAUUUACAAGUACGAAAUGGAUGCGGAAACGGCACUCCAGUGGAUGGAUGAUCUCUACAAAGUAAUGAUCCGUUCGCAUACUCAUGUGGGAACAAACGUCUACGAGAUCCAAGCGCAGAAGGAUGAACACCAAACUUUUCAGGAAACGGGCAAAGGCACCUACAACUACGGUUGUCAGCUGCUGAAUGCGUCGCUUGCCCUGCGGCAGUCCUGCAAACUGGAAACGGAUCGCAACAUAGACAUGACCAAACACCUCCAGGGCACCUGGAAGCAAUUUCAAGCCGUCAGUCAAGAGCAACUGACGCGGCUCAGAGUGUCUGCCGUGUUUCAUCGUAGCGUUGAGGAACACUGCAGCAAACUGUACGAACUGAAGGAUAACGUGCUCCGGAUCGGGGAGAUCGAAGAGACUAGUCGGCGGAAGGUGAGACUGAGAAAAUGUCUCGGCAGUCGGGAACGGUUACUGGUGGAGGUGGGCCGAAUGGUUCGGCUGGGAAGAUUACUGAAGACUAGACUGAAAGAGCCAUUUUUGUUGGAUGAUCGUGUCGAAACCAUGGCAAGUCCGGAAAACAUCUUGGCCGAGUCGGAUAACAUAAUGGCUAGUGAGGCGAUUUCGGCUCGUUUGGCUGAGGUUUCGCGGAUCGCCGAGUCCCUUGACAGCGUCCUGAGAGACGUCCAGGGCGGAUUCGACGAAGCGGACGAUGAAGUCGUUGUCGCGACCAAUGGCGGAGAGUCAUCCGGUGGUUCCGACAAGAAGCUCGAUGGCAGUAAUCAUAGUGAUGACUGGAGUUGCAGUAUGAAAUCCACCGAAGACGAAUCAUUCGUCACGGCAUCUGAUUGCACCUGUACUCCCCAGUCACGAUCGUCCUCAUAUCACACGGCAUCGGAAUGUCGUGCAUCUCCUUGGUGGGGUGGUGAGUCGACGGAGCGUAGCUCUCUGGAUAAUGACUCUUCCGAGGAUGCCGAUCCUGAAGCGAUGCCAUCGAUCAAACUGCUCUCCGGGGUCGUCAUAACAGCCUCUACCGCUAAUCUAUCGUUCGACGAUUCGGAACAUAGUUUCCUGACACCGACGUCCAACAGUGAGCAAGCAGAUUCGGACGAUCCCCAGGCAGCAUCGUCUCGCCAUCAACUGUCGCCGGUGAUCAGUUCCGGAUCGAGUUCGGCACUGAACUCCAUCAACCGAAGGGAGAAUCUAGCCUUGGCAUUGACCUCGGAAGAGUUGGAGCAGAUCGAGAACGACAUUCGGAAUAACAACGUAGUGGCGGAAAGUACUCCGACGAAGGCCGCAUCCGGCAAACACCAGCAUAGCUCACCGACGGCGAGUGAAGACAGUGGAAACGUAAGUACGAGUCUGGAUGGAGAUGUGCUGAACGGUGCCCAAGUGUUGCUGGGUAGUUCGUUGAAGCACGGUUCCCAGGAAAUAUCCGGACUGACCUACUAUUAUCAGAACAUUAUCACCAAACAUGCGGUCAAAAGCUGCCUGUGAGGUGAUUCGCUUGGUUGGCUGGUGGAUCAGUUUGGAGCUGUUUUGGAGACAGGUGUCGAAUGACCGUCAUGUUAAUUCAGUGUUAAAAAGUGUAUGCCAACAGGUGGCAAUGAAUCUCAACAAAAGUGUGUUUUGUGUUCUCAGUAAGUAAAUGUUUAAGCUUAGCUUGGAAAUUGUGUCACAUUUGACUGUUUGUACUAACUUGCCUUAUGCUUAGGAGUAAUGUUAAAACCCGUUUUUUUUCUUUAGCAAAAGUAAUAGAAACCAAUUCUAUGAAUGUCCAUUCCGUCAAGUUUUGCUUUAGAAACUAAGUUUUGAUUUUGAUUGUAAUAAAUUUGGACCUUUGUUAUUGUUA
Messenger RNA from Malaya genurostris, 4598 nucleotides. RefSeq names its product SEC14 domain and spectrin repeat-containing protein 1-B. Bases 1256 to 4243 code for a protein of 995 amino acids. The transcript is spliced from 9 exons. The record is from RefSeq and is a predicted model, not a curated record. Lineage: Eukaryota; Metazoa; Arthropoda; Insecta; Diptera; Culicidae.